AUGUCUACCGGAACCAUUACUCUGACCAGCUCCGAUGAGGUCGACAUCACCCUCGACCGCGCUGUCGCUGAGCGCUCCGUCCUGAUCAAGAACAUGCUCGAGGAUCUUGGCGACUCCGGCGAAGCCAUCCCCAUCCCCAACGUCAAUGAGGCCGUUCUCCGGAAGGUGAUCGCCUGGUGCGAGCAGCACAAGAACGACCCCGCCAGCGCCAACGACGACGACGACAACCGCCGCAAGACCACCGAUAUCGACGAGUGGGACCAGAAGUUCAUGCAGGUUGACCAGGAGAUGCUCUUUGAGAUUAUUCUCGCUGCCAACUACCUCGACAUCAAGGCCCUCCUCGAUGUCGGCUGCAAGACUGUCGCCAACAUGAUCAAGGGCAAGUCCCCCGAGGAGAUCCGGAAGACCUUCAACAUUCAGAACGACUUCACUCCCGAGGAGGAGGACCAGAUUCGUCGUGAGAACGAGUGGGCUGAGGACCGUUAA
Molecule: messenger RNA, 486 nt
Organism: Penicillium nucicola
Lineage: Eukaryota; Fungi; Ascomycota; Eurotiomycetes; Eurotiales; Aspergillaceae
Gene: skpA
Product: SCF ubiquitin ligase subunit skpA
Exons: 5
Coding region: 1-486 (161 amino acids)
Biological process (GO): mitotic cell cycle; SCF-dependent proteasomal ubiquitin-dependent protein catabolic process
Cellular component (GO): cytoplasm; nucleus
Molecular function (GO): cullin family protein binding
Source: RefSeq, a predicted model, not a curated record